This is a messenger RNA of Miscanthus lutarioriparius, 546 nucleotides long. Lineage: Eukaryota; Viridiplantae; Streptophyta; Magnoliopsida; Poales; Poaceae. The record is from the annotation of a GenBank genome assembly.
AUGGAACGCCUUAUUAACCAUCUCCAUGGACCGUCAUGCUUCGACGGCGACGACGUCUUCCUCACUCUGUCGUGCGGCUCGUCCUCGUCCUGCUGCUCCUCGGAAGCAGCACCAGCAGCAGGCACACCGCCGGCAAACUCACCGCCGCCAUGUGUGCUGCGUGGCCGCCGUCGCCGGCGGCGAGGGAAGCAGCAGGCGUCGUCGUCGUUCGACUGCCGGACGUGUGGGCGGGAGUUCCCGACGUUCCAGGCGCUGGGCGGCCACCGGACCAGCCACCUCAGGCGGCCGACGACGACCAAGAAGAAGACGCGGUCGUCAAAGGCGGUGCUGGUCCACGCAUGCGCGGCGUGUGGGCUGGGCUUCUCCACGGGCCAGGCCCUUGGCGGCCAUAGGAGGAGGCACCGUGGUGGGCCUAGUACUACUGCUACCGAAGAGGAGGUGGGCUGUGGUGGGCCUGCUGCUGCUGGCUGUGUUGUGGGCCUGGCACGGGUCGUCGUGCCAGAUGAGAGGCCCAGUUCGGCACAGCUGCUCGACUUGUUCGUUUAG